AUGGACCGCGCUAUGCCGACGGCUGAGGUGCCAAGCCCUCCCGCACCCAUGCCUAACGAUGGCGACCUCAUCGAAGUUAUGCCGGACCAAUUGGGUUCCACAACUGAUAGCAGCGAGACCGAAUCACCCGACCCAACGGAUGCGCCAAUUCCAACUACCGGCGAGGAGUUCGAUUUUGAAGUCGAACCCGGCACGGCUCAGUGA
Messenger RNA from Paracoccidioides brasiliensis Pb18, 204 nucleotides. RefSeq lists its product as uncharacterized. The transcript has 2 exons. The record is from RefSeq and is a predicted model, not a curated record. Bases 1 to 204 code for a protein of 67 amino acids.